AUGACUCAUGAUUCUGACAAGAAGAAGAAGGGAAGUUCAAAGAUCAUCACCCCAGAACACAAUGUGAAGAUUGUGGGUGCCACUGCAUCUUCUUCAAAUCCCUCUGGGGUUCCCCAUAAAUCUGCCUGUGCUACCCAUGCUCCAACUGGGUCAGCCCAACCACGAAGAAGAAGUCUUCAUAUCAAGCGUGUGGCUCCUAAGAGAGGACCCAGUAAGAAUUUUGGGAUACAAAAUAUUUCUGCUUAUGAGGAUGAUCAAAAUUCCAAUCUUUCAGAAGCUGUGAAUCAAGAAGAUAAUGAGGCUCUUGCGAAACUUGCAAAUGUAGCUAUUGCUGCAAACGUUGCACCAGAUGUUGAACUGACACAUCAAUCCUCUCCCUCUAGUUCUAGUAAAACCCCAACUUUAUCCACAAAAGAGGGUAAGGAAAAGAAGGUGACUGCAUCUGCUGAUGAAGACUCUAAUGGAGAAUUGCUCAUCAAAAAGGCCCAUGUUCCUGUUAGUGGUGUCAAGAAGAAGGUUGCAGACAUAACGAAGCAGAAGAACGAAGGAUCUGCUGCUAAGACUCCGAAGACUUCCAGAAGUUCUCAUAUUCCAAAAUCCGGGAAGGAGACAAAGAAAUACAAGAAGUCAGAACAUGUGUCUGAUCCUGACUCCGAGUUCGAUGUCGAGCCAGAUGUCCCAGACAUCUCCACCACUGCCAGAAAAAGAAUGAAAGGUAAGAGGAUUCCUGUUAAUGUUCCUAAUGCUCCUGUGGACAAUGUGUCUAUUCAUUUUCCAGACUCUGCUCAGAGAUGGAAAUAUGUGGUUCAAAGGAGGCUUGCUAUUGAAAGGGAACUACAUGAAGAUGCCUUCGAACUCCAGGAAAUCAUGGAGGUUAUCUCUGCUGCUUUUUUUAUGAAGACUGUCAAGGAUCUUGGCAGAUGUUUUGAUAAGCUUGUUAGGGAGUUCAUUGUGAACAUCCCGGCUGACUGUGAUGAUGCUUCAAGUGCUGAGUACAUGAACGUUUUUGUGAGGGGAAAGUGCAUCAACUUCUCUCUUGAAGUGAUCAAUGAGUUUUUGGGCAGAAGUCCUGUUGAUGUGGGUCAGGGGGAGCCUAAUUUGAAUAUGGUUGCUACAACCCUUACUGGGAAGUUGGUCAGGAAGUGGCCUAAGAAGGGAUUGCUUCCAUCUGGGAGGCUUACUGCCAAAUAUGUUAUUCUCUACAAGAUUGGUACUGCAAAUUGGAUGGCCACCAAAUCACUUGUCUGGUGUGACUCCACCUCUGGCCAGAAUGCUUUAUUUGAGAUCAUUGUACAUCAACAACCGACUAUUAUGCGGGCUGAUGAGUCUCAAGGUAAGAAGCCCUUGAAGCCCCUGCCUCUCAAGUUUGAUUUCUGGUUGUUUGCUGGGACACAUGUUCCAGACAUUGUGCUCUCUACAGCAAAGGGAACUGCCAAUGCCAGUGGCACUAAGGCAGUUGAUUCUAGCAAGGAAGACAUCUUGGCUGAGUUGAAGGCUGUCUCCAAGUCUCUUGGUGACUCUAUUCAGGCUUGCAAGGUCAGAAAAUUCAAUGUUGAUCAACUCAUCAAGACUAUGUCAGAUGUUGCAACUGCUGCUGCUGAGAAAGAAAGUGAAGAAGAGGAAGCUGAGGCUGCUGCUGAGGAUGAAGAAGAUGCUGAGACUAAGGAGGCUGAUGUAUUUGAGCUCUGUGUGGCUAUGUGCGCUCCUUAUUUGCUCCUGGUCUGUAUAAUUCUUGAAUAUGGUGCUGAUGACUUCUGUGGAUAG
Molecule: messenger RNA, 1764 nt
Organism: Lotus japonicus
Lineage: Eukaryota; Viridiplantae; Streptophyta; Magnoliopsida; Fabales; Fabaceae
Exons: 5
Coding region: 1-1764 (587 amino acids)
Source: RefSeq, a predicted model, not a curated record